UUGUGUUUGUGAGAGCGUGUUGUUUUUAUUUUUGUCCACGUUCGAAUGGACGCCGCUUACCAAAAUACACAAAGCAAGUGUUUAGAUCCCUUUUAAUGGCGGCAAUCGCGAAAAUAAUUCAGUGAAACCUUGUGUUCAGCUCCACAUCGAUUUGGACAUCGAGACAGUUUUUGAGGUUAGUUUUGGAGUCUCAUGUAUACAAAACGCGCAGUGGAUAUUUGCAACUAGUUGCACAGUGCAUGGAAAAAAACAAUCAAAUUUAGUGAUUCGCGAUAUUCUCACGAUGGUGAAUUGACAAGUGUUAAUUGCCGGUGAUUUGACGUUUACCAAUUGCCCCAGGAUGACGAUAUUUAAAUGUCUUUUUCGAGUGUGCGUUUGGAUCGAAGACGAUCAGUAAAGGCGCGAGUUAUCGCGCGAUGAUCGUCGGUCAUCUGAAAAACGUCAGUAAUCAGAAAAAUUCCAGUCAUCAGAAAAACAUCACUCUGGAGUAUAAAUACUCAAAGUAGAUUCAAUUACAGUUCAUUUCAUAUAUGUUUAGCACCCAGUGCGAAUUAUUCUUAAUUAGCGGUAUAAUCGCGAGUGUUGUCUGUGAGUUAUACUGAGUGUUUCUACACAUAAUCAUGAGUUGGUGAUCAAACGGUUUCUUUCAGAGACCAAGUUUGCUUCAAGUGCUUUUGGAUGUUACCAGUGAAAAUGGAGUGCCGACGGACCAAAUGCUUUUUGUUGCUGGUCGCACUUCUAGUUUCAGUUCAAGCACAACAAAGAUCACCAAGGAUAACGGAACACCCUUCAGAUAUAAUAGUAGCGAAAAACGAGCCAGUAACUCUAAACUGCAAAGCAGAGGGUAAACCAGAGCCUGCGAUAGAGUGGUACAAAGAUGGUGAGCCCGUUCCAACAUCGCCAGGAGAUGCCAAAUCGCACCGAGUUCUGCUUCCGACGGGUUCGCUCUUCUUCCUGCGGGUGAUGCACGGGAAGAAGGAGCAGGAUGGUGGUGUUUACUGGUGCGUCGCCAAGAAUCAAGUUGGCAGCGUCGCGAGCAGAAAUGCCACCCUAACUGUAGCAGUACUGAGGGACGAGUUUCGUGCAGAACCUCAGAACACGAGGGUCGCGGCGGGCGAAACUGCUUUGCUGGAGUGCGGACCGCCGCGGGGCCAUCCGGAACCUACCUUGCAGUGGAAGAGGAACGGGCACGUUAUAGACUUGGAAGCCACCAAACGAGUAACUCUGGUGGAUGGGGGAAACCUCAUGAUUUCCGAAGUUCGACAGACCGAUCAGGGAAGAUACCAAUGUGUUGCAACAAAUAUGGUAGGAGCAAGGGAGUCGGAAAUCGCUACUCUGACUGUUCACGUAAAACCUUAUUUCUUGGCAACACCUCUGAAUCAAACUAUUUUGACUGAUCAAACUGCCGAGUUUGCUUGCCGUGUAGGCGGUGAUCCACUGCCAGAAAUAUUAUGGAGAAGAAGCGAUGGAAAAAUGCCGACUGGUAGAGCGCACAUAUUGGAUGACAAGAGUUUGAGGAUUGAGAAAGUAACGUCUCAGGAUCAAGGAACAUACAUCUGCGAUGUUGAAAAUGGCGUUGGUGCUAUUUCUGCGAGUGCAACUUUAACUGUGCAUUCACGUCCAGUGUUCACGAAUUUCCCCAAGGACGAGGCAGUAAGCACAGGAUCCGAUGUUUCUUUCGCUUGCUCUGCACGAGGAGUGCCCCAGCCUUCGAUUUUCUGGACUCGCGAAGGAUCUCAAGAGUUGAUGUUCCCCGGAAAUACAUAUCAAAGUCGUUACACAGUUACUGAUGACGGAAGUCUAAAUAUCAAGGGAACCAUCAGAAAAGACGAGGGGCAUUAUGUUUGUAGUGCCAUCAGUCAAGCUGGAGCCAGUACCGCCACUGUAUUUCUUCAGGUAACAUCUGUUGAAGAAGUUCCGCCCCCAAUCAUAGAGCUGGGUCCAGCGAAUCAGACCCUGCCUCUGAAUUCCAUCGCUUCGAUGCCGUGUCGUGCCGUUGGCACGCCAAAUCCAAAAGUACACUGGCACAAGGACGGCGUCCUGGUGAAACUAGGAAGUCGGAUAACAAUGGCCAAUAACGGUACCCUUUUCAUCGACGAUCUGCAGACAAGUGACUCCGGGCUAUACACGUGCAUCGCCUCUUCGGAAUCGGGAAACACUUCCUGGUCCGCUGCCUUAACAGUCAGCUCGACAACGACCCUUCACAGCACACCGGAUAUUUCCGCUCUGCCGCAAAAUCCGAGCAAACCCAGAAUAGUCAACACCACCAGCAGCAGCGUCACUUUAACCUGGAGUCCAGGUCAAGAAGGCCAGAGCAAGAUUAUUGGAUACAACAUUGAGUAUUUUAGUAGCAACCUGAACACUGGCUGGGUUCUCGCAGCAGCUGGAAUUACUGAUGAUACCUACACGGUAACGGACUUGAAACCAGAUACCAGCUAUGUUUUCUUAGUGCGAGCAGAAAAUAGUCAAGGUUUGUCGUUGCCUGGUCCUUUGUCCGACGUAGCCCACACAGUUAGUGCAAAUCAACCUGCAAUUCCGCAGAUAGAAUUGAUAAGAGCAAGAGACCGUCUCAACAGUGAGAUUCUUCAUUUGAGGGAAGUUCAGGCCCUCAGCAGCACUAGCGUAAAAAUUAUGUGGGAUAUUCUCGGAGCCGCAGACUUGGUUGAAGGUCUUUACAUAAGAUAUCGUCAAUUAUCAGAGAAACCCGAAUAUGAAAUGGUUACAGUUUUGAAUGCUGGUGCUACUAGCUACGUCUUGACAAAUUUGAAAAAGUACACUCGCUAUGAAUUUUUUCUCGUUCCUUUCUACAAAACAAUCGAGGGAAGACCUAGCAAUGUAAAAUUAGCUACAACACUCGAAGAUAUACCCUCGGGAUCACCAGAAAAUGUUCACGUUGGAAUGAUCAAUGUGACAUCUGCAUUUGUCAGAUGGGCACCUCCGCCUAAAGAUUCACAAAAUGGACAACUCGUUGGCUACAAGAUUCAAAUCAAGAGCAACAGCAGUAACAAAAUACUCGGACAGAUGUCAUUGAACGCAUCCACAACAUCAGUAAUUAUAAACAGUUUGACAACCGGCGGCCUAUACACAGCAAGAGUAGCCGGCUUGACUCGUAUAGGCCUGGGUCCAUUUUCAGCUCCAACUCUUUUGAACAUGGAUCCCGGUCAAUUGACUCAAAUGCCGCCCAGAACUGAUCCCAGCCACGGAGGCAUGUCCGUUUUCCGAGAAACCUGGUUCCUCAUCCUAAUGAUCCUGAUGGUAUUCACCAUAAUAGCGGCCCUCGUAGGUGUCCUCUACGUCAAGCGAAAGCAAGCUAUGAGCAAACAGCUCGGGCAUUUGAGCGUCCCGGUAGGAACGGCCAAUGACAUAUGUCCACUGAACAAAGACACGCUCUGGUUGGAACGCGGUUGGAGACCCACCAACACGCUUCAAGGUUCCAACGACAAGGAUUGUGAAACGAAGCUGCUGAACAAUCAGCCCAUGUUAGCUCCCGGAAUCGUGAGUAUGGGUGGAUCCGAGUACGCCGAGGUGAACCUAACGACGUUUUACAACACAAGAAAACAGAUACAAGCUCCUCCGGAACCCUACGCUACCACGACUCUCUGUGUCGGGAAUCGAAGUCCCGACUCGAUGGAAACGAGUGGACAGAAGUCGAAUUCCAGUGAUUCGUGUGUUAAACCUGACUAUUCUAGUCUUGACUCGAAUCAAGACCAGAACAAGUCGACGCUCUCUCCGAGCAGCGAUAACACGAGUAGUGUCUACACUGAUGAGAAUGCUGAGAUCCAGAGAAGACCUCAGUACAGGAUACCGAUCAACGAUGGCAACUCGCAAACGAUGCCCAACUGGUGUGACAUGCUACCACCGCCACCGGAGCAUCCGCCGCCUGUUUCUUCAAAUUCCCUCGCAGCCAGAAUCCAACAUCAAUCGGCUGCUGCCUUCAGUCCUCAUCUGGGCAAGAGGAGCGCUCAGAAUGAAAUGGAUGGCUCGAUUUCAAAUAACUCGCAGAGUCCGCCGACUCCUCCUGUCCGAGUUGGACCAAGUUGUUUCGCUUCCUCGCCCAUGCCUUGGAACGGCCCAGGUCAUCCGGAGGUAGCUAGUAGCUUACAUGGAAGCGUUCAGCAGGGCAGGUAUACAACUGUACCUCCUCAAACGAAUCCUCCACCCGUCCCGUCCUUUCCUCAAGGAUUCAGUCACUAUGAAUUCAAGCCGCAAGAGAAUGAGUACGAGAGCGGCUCGGUGAUCUACGGUCAUCAGAAUGGGGCCUCGGAAGAUUACAGAAGUCAUGAUGCCUUCAAGCGUACCAAUCAUACCAAUCCGCGAAUGGAGCAACUCAGCAGUCUGAAUGACGAGGUCUAUCGACACAAUGAGGAGAUGUUUAGAAAUGAGAAUCUUUACCAGCCGGAAAAUGAUGAGUGGGAUCGGAAAUCGUGCGACUCGAAUACGCAUUCGGACAUGUGUUGCUCAUGUUCGGAAUCCAGCUGUUUGUAUGCUGACACAAUGGAGUAUAAUAACCAGUUUCAACCUGCCUGCACGCACAACAGGGGCAGUUCGAGAACCAGGAAUAAUAGAAGUCCACGCAGAAGAACAAACAGGACUGCUUCGCCGACGUAUAGCAGCGACAGCAAUUACAGGCAGUGCGGUUCUAUGAAUUCGCAGGAAAGACUGAGGCACACUAGAAGUAAAGAUAAAGUGCCCAGUUUCCCAAGAAACGUUGGAUACCCGCCGCACAGUUCAUCUGCUACCAACACAAUGAGCAGCUCGGGAAGUCAGAGAUACAACAAGUUGAACAGUCUCUUCAUGAGCGGCAAUAAUCCAAAUGCUACGCCCGAGUCCAGUCGAUUAAGCGACCUUCGUGAUAGUUAAGUCUUUUCUAGAAAAUAAAGAAACAGCAGUAAAAGGCCUUCGAUGACAACGAUUGUCACAACUUACUGAGAUAUUAUCGCUGGUCUACUUCCAUUCGCGUAAGGCAGGGCUCACCAGAAGUUAGUCAUUGACUGACAUGAGUCAGUCAUUGACCUGGAAUGACUUACAGGGUCAGUCACUAAUUAUCGUGACUUACAGGUUCACUCAAUGACUGGAAUAACGUUCAGAGUCAGUCAUUGAUUUAUAUGACUGACACUGUCAGUCAUUGGCUGAAAUUAUUGACAGUAUCGGUCGUUAACUGUCAUGACUUACAGGGUCAGUUAUUGAUUGACAUGACUUACAAUGUCAGUCAUUGACGAGCUUGACUUACAGUGUCAGUCAUUGGCCCGGUUUGUCUUACAGUCAGUCAUUGGCUGUCAUGACUUACAGUAGCAGUAAUUAACUGACAUGACUUACAGGGUCAGUCAUUAACCAGAAUGACUGAAAGUGUCAAGUCAUUGGUUGACAUGACUUAAAUGGUCAGUCAUUAGCUGACAUGACUUACAGGGUCAGUCAUUGUCUGAUAUGACUGACAGUAUCAUUCACGCCGAACUACGUUCCUAAUCCUUUGUACAGUUUGUAGGAUUCCUGGAAACCGAAGAAAAAAAAUGACAUAAAAACUUUAUGUCAGUCAGGCACUUGUGUCAGUCAACGCCUGUUGAAAGUGGUGAAUCCUGGCGUAAGGGCUGUUUAAUGUCAUGGACUUACCAGUCGACUAGGGCCGUAAGACAGGCAAAAACUACUUACCCUCACCAGCCGCGUGCAACACAAUUUGUUUGUUCGAUUUUCUGGACAUAAACGAUCACCUUUUCUAAAAUAAUGAUUUGUGGUGCACGCGACUGGCACUCCUUGUACUAAAACUACAUUGUAAAUAAUUACUGAUGAAUCUCAGCUCCACCUUAAAUCCACGGAAAUAAAUUUCGUUUAUUGAGGAAGCUAUCUUUUGUUGCGUUGCACGAUAAUGGCUGCCAAUCGUACAACACGUAACUUAAUCAUGUCGUUUCUUUCGAUUACGACAGUAUUGUUAGCAUUACAUUUUUUUCAUCUGAAUCUUGUGUGAUUUUCAAAAAACAAAGACUGUAAAAUUAUAUAUAUAUUUUUUUCUUUUUGCAUCUAUUACGCUUAACACUCAGAUACAUACGUUGAAUCUCAUUCCCGUGACUUCUCUUUCACUCUUUAUUCAUUAGUUUCUGAACAGAGUGAUUAAGAUUCAUAAAAAAAAAAAAAUAAUGAAUAUUUUUUUUAAAGAUC
This is a messenger RNA of Belonocnema kinseyi, 6150 nucleotides long. RefSeq names its product roundabout homolog 2-like. The transcript has 11 exons. Gene Ontology annotation, biological process: cell-cell adhesion; Roundabout signaling pathway; axon guidance. Gene Ontology annotation, molecular function: protein binding; axon guidance receptor activity. Gene Ontology annotation, cellular component: plasma membrane; axon. The record is from RefSeq and is a predicted model, not a curated record. The coding region runs from base 679 to 4860 and encodes 1393 amino acids. Lineage: Eukaryota; Metazoa; Arthropoda; Insecta; Hymenoptera; Cynipidae.